GUAGCAAGAGGUCAAACCCCCUGUCCGAGGUGAACUAUCACUUACCCCGGUGACCAACUCGGUGUACUGACAAACAUAUAGGCAAGUCCAGCAGGCUUGGACCAGCACACAGUGAGUGCCCCUGCCGGCUCACCUUCUGUCAUGCGUCGGGCGAACGCGUCGGGCAACAGUGGUAUACCCUCAGGAGUGCACAGCCCUUCCCUUCGCGCCGAGACAGCCCGCCAAUGGAUGCCGUACCACGUCCGCAGCGAGGUGAAGUCGCGCAGCGUUCUGUGCUCCCCUCCCAUGUUCGCCCACGCUCCGAGACGCUUCCAAGUGGCGACCUCAUUGGGCGCUCCCCGCAUACCAAGUCCCGGGUCCGGGCAGCAUCCACUGCGCAGCUUUCAGGCUCGUUCCAUCGUCAUGCUCGCCCGCGGCUCGCGUCCCUGGUGAUCACGCCUUCGCUCGCCCCAGCCGUCUUACAUAUUGCACAAGACGAGACAGAGACACUGGGCUCUUUCGCACCGACCAACCCGUCUAGCCUUUCGCUACGGUCCCUGCUUCGCCCAGAGUCUCUGUCAUCCGUUACCACGCGCACAUCUCGUCAUUUCGGUCCAGAUCACGCCGAUGACGAGAGUCCAGUCGAAUUCCACGGCUCCUCUUUGCGCCAUUCGCCGUCACCUUCGAAUUCCCCAACCAUUCCAUCUAUAUGUCGCACCCCUUCUUCCUACACAGGUUCCGACUACUUUCCUACUGCCCCCUCAUCCGCCGGUCCGGCGACUCCUGCGCGCGAACUCUCACCACCGCCUAUUCUUAGACAAAAGCCGCUGCCGCUGCACCCAGUGCUGGAGUCGCUUGAGGAUCAGUCGAGGUUCUGCGUCACGACAGCCUGCGCGAACUGUCACAAAAUGGGGAACAACUUCCCUUGCUGCCCUAGAUGCGGCGAGAUGUGGUGUUCGAGAGAGUGCAGGUUGCAGAGUAAUGGCGGGAAGAGGCAUCUUUGCAGGAAGAAUUAAUUGAGCUGUUUUGUCGUGCUAUCUAGCUUCAUUUGUCUCCACGUAGAUGUGCCUCUGUUCUGCACCUAGAUUCGCACUUCAUACCAAUGUACUGCUUGGCGUUAAGUACCCUGGGCUUUGGCGAUGAUUCAAUACACUUGCGUCACCUCUGCAUACGUU
Fomitopsis serialis is the source of this 1154-nucleotide messenger RNA. RefSeq lists its product as uncharacterized. The transcript has a single exon. The record is from RefSeq and is a predicted model, not a curated record. Bases 225 to 995 code for a protein of 256 amino acids. NCBI's taxonomy places the organism in Eukaryota, Fungi, Basidiomycota, Agaricomycetes, Polyporales, Fomitopsidaceae.